CACGGAUCUCUGCAGAAGGGGCUGCUCUUGGGUGGUGACCUGUAGUAUUUGUCCCCCUUUUGCCUGUACCUACCUGCUUCACUCGACGUUUUCCUUUUGUGAGCCUAGACAGCACGUUCCAAGAGCACAACCUCAGCGUGCCUCUGCUCUGCAAUCCAGAGAGACCAAAUCCCUCCUCCUCCUUUUCUCAGCAGAGCACAAGCGCUGGGCUGAAAGCUCCUCUCCACCGGGACGACAAGUUUCCAGCGAGCUUUGGAUGGCAGGGCGAGCAAACACCCGUCCCCCUGCAAUAUAAGGCACCCGGCCCGAAGCAGGAGGGAGCCGGCUGGGGGACAGCACCGGUGCGAUAGCACAGAAGGGAAAGAAAGUCGUGACAGUGCCGUAUACCGAGGGUAUCCCUGCUGGAGAUCCGCUCCCCGCCUCGUAGCUCCGUCCAUGUCGUGACCACGACAGACUCGGACGUCCCAGGCCAGCCCAGCUCCCUCCCCUCCCCGCCCUGCCCAGCUGCCGCUCCAGCAAAUUCCCGAGCGACCACCCAAGGGAAGCAACAUCCCGAUCUGCUGCACCGGGAAGUUUGUGCCCAUUGCCCCUUGUGCUGUUGCUGGAUACCACCAAGACGAGCCUGCUUCCAUCUUCUUUACACCUCCAUCAGUAACGGCCUCCCCAGCUGAAGAUGUCUAACAAUGGAGUUGAAGCAGAAGACAAACCACCUGCUCCUCCGAUGAGAAAUACCAGCACUAUGAUUGGAUCAGGAAGCAAAGAUGCUGGGACUUUGAAUCAUGGCUCCAAACCUUUGCCUCCCAACCCAGAGGAAAAGAAAAGAAAGGACCGAUUUUACCGAUCUAUUUUACCAGGAGAUAAAACCAAUAAAAAGAAAGAGAAAGAGCGGCCCGAGAUCUCCCUCCCUUCAGACUUUGAGCACACGAUUCAUGUGGGGUUUGAUGCAGUCACAGGAGAAUUCACAGGAAUGCCAGAGCAAUGGGCACGUUUACUGCAGACUUCCAACAUCACCAAGUCAGAGCAGAAGAAGAACCCCCAGGCAGUGCUGGAUGUGUUGGAGUUUUACAACUCCAAGAAGAUCUCUAACAGCCAGAAGUACAUGAGUUUCACAGAUAAAUCAGCUGAGGAUUACAAUUCAUCAAAUACAUUGAAUGUGAAAGCUGUCUCUGAGACCCCUGCAGUGCCCUCAGUGUCUGAAGAUGAAGAUGAUGAAGAUGAUGCAGCUCCACCCCCCGUGAUAGCUCCGCGACCUGAACACACAAAAUCUAUCUACACCCGCUCUGUGAUAGACCCUCUUCCUCCUCCUACCAGAGAUGUGGCGACCUCUCCUAUUUCUUCUCCCUCAGAGAACAGCACAACAGCACCUGACAUGCUUGUCAGGAACACAGAGAAGCAAAAGAAAAAGCCAAAAAUGUCAGAUGAGGAGAUCUUGGAAAAAUUAAGAAGUAUUGUGAGCGUGGGUGAUCCCAAAAAGAAGUACACGUGUUUUGAGAAGAUUGGACAAGGAGCCUCAGGUACAGUUUAUACAGCAAUGGAUGUAGCUACAGGACAGGAGGUUGCAAUCAAACAGAUGAAUUUGCAGCAGCAGCCCAAAAAAGAACUGAUUAUUAAUGAAAUCCUUGUGAUGAGGGAAAACAAAAACCCCAACAUUGUCAACUACUUGGACAGUUACCUUGUGGGAGAGGAGCUCUGGGUGGUUAUGGAGUACUUGGCAGGAGGCUCCCUGACAGAUGUUGUGACAGAGACCUGCAUGGACGAGGGACAAAUCGCAGCCGUGUGCCGAGAGUGUCUUCAAGCUCUGGAAUUCCUCCAUUCAAACCAAGUUAUUCACAGAGACAUCAAGAGUGACAACAUCCUGCUGGGAAUGGAUGGCUCUGUCAAAUUAACCGACUUCGGCUUCUGUGCCCAGAUCACUCCUGAGCAGAGCAAACGCAGCACCAUGGUGGGGACCCCCUACUGGAUGGCGCCAGAAGUGGUGACGCGGAAAGCGUACGGGCCCAAAGUGGACAUCUGGUCUCUGGGGAUAAUGGCCAUUGAGAUGAUCGAGGGAGAGCCCCCCUACCUCAAUGAGAACCCCUUGAGAGCCCUGUAUCUCAUUGCAACUAACGGGACACCAGAACUGCAGAACCCAGAGAAGCUUUCGACCAUAUUCCGGGACUUCUUAAAUCGCUGCCUGGAAAUGGAUGUGGAAAAGAGAGGUUCUGCAAAAGAGCUGCUGCAGCACCAGUUCCUGAAAAUCGCGAAACCUCUGUCUAGUCUCACUCCUCUGAUCAUUGCAGCUAAAGAAGCAGCCAAGAACAACCAUUAAAGUGAUGGAGCCAACAGAGUCAUCCUGUCAAGACUUCUAGAUGUUAUUUUUGGAGGCUGAAUUACCUGCCCCUCUCUCCUUCUGCUCCUUCUUCACAGGGGUAUUCUUAGAACUUUGACCUGCCCUGAAGGGUGGCACGUAUUGUUCUCUGAAUGUGGAAGGGCACCCAGCAGGGACAUUGCAGAGUGAACUGUCUUUCCAUCCUCGUGGUGGGGGUGAGAGGGGAGGAGUGUUUUGUAUGGUUGAGAAGAUCUUCCUGAGAACAUCUGAACCUGACCUACACCUAGCGAAGCCAGUUUGUUUUCAUGUUGCUUACUGUGUUUAUUUUUAAAAAUAUGUGGAGCCUUAGACCAUGUUUAUCUGAAUAAAUGAAUUCUUUUACUGGUUGGAGUUCUGCUUCUGGCAAGCUGCUGUCACACCACUGAGGCUGCUCUGUGCUUUGGAUCACUUGAGGAAAGAGGAAUUCAGGCAGCAGAAUGUGAACAGCUGUAACAACUGAAAGGGGAGGAAGGGUGUGAAUGUACAACCCUCCUACAGCUCUGUUGGAUGCUUUGGGGGAGAAAGCCUCUGGGUGCUUCCUGCAGCCUUUGGAGAACGUAAUGAAUGGAUCAUCUUUUUGCCAAACUGUGAAUUGAGAGCCUUCCCUCCUCCUUUAAUUUCAACGCAACCAGUUAAACAAAUCUCAAACAUUUCUGAUGUUCUGGAAGGUAAAUCACGGGGAAAAUUGACAAAGAGCUCUUUUAGGGUUAUUUUAUCAGUGCUGUGAGGCUUCUUAGAGACCCUUGCCCUGUAUGAUAAAGCAAACAGAGCAAUUACUCUUAAAAAGGUAAGAUUUGCCUGCAAAAUGAUGUUGAAAACUCUUGUUUCUUAGUGCAAGUCCAACGGAAAACAAAACUGAAGUCCAAUGGAAAACAAACUGAAGUCCAAUGGAAAACAAACUGAUCAUGGAUGCUGCUUUCUUGGAGAUGUCUUGGGGACAUUAAUUUUUUGAAAUUAUAGUGGUUUCUUUAUGCUACUGAUUCCUUUGGUUGCCAAUAGUCUGUCAAACAAGAGGAAACCUGGAACUACUAGAGGGAUUGGUUGUAAACACUGGGUUUAUGUUCAGCUGUGUACUGAUUUUUAAUAAAAUGACUGCUGCCUUUCUUAACUUGGGGCUGAGGGAGGAGUGCAGACUUCCUUGUCACCAGCCACAUCUGGUGGAUGAGAUUAUUGUUCAUGUCAUUACUGGGUGCUUGGAUGGGUUGGAUGAAGUCAUUCAACAUCUCUCUUACCUUCUCUGUAGUCCUUUGGAACAGCAAGUGGGAGUAACUUUACACACAGAAAAAAUGGACACAAGAUCUGUGUUGUAACUGGAGGAGCUGCUUUCUCUGUGCAGGUUUGGUCUUUCAUGGGGUGAGGUUCAAGCCCUGCUGGAGUCACCACUCAUCUCCCUCCGAAGCACUUGGGUUGCACAAAAAAUCAUUCCUGCAUCUUGCUGAGACCUGCUGCUGGCUCAGCCCUUUCCUCCCUGCACCUGGGUUUUAAUUCAAAUGUACUUUUCCUGUUCACUCACCAAUAUGUGGCAGCUCUUACACUAAUUUUACUGGGUGUAGAUAGUCUGUCAGGUUUUCUGCUUCUGUUCUGCCUUCUCUUAUCAUUUGUGUUUCAAGGUGGUUGCUGUUUAACCCAAGGCUCAAGUUUCAAGUCCACUGCCAAAAUCUGCAGCCUCUCUGUGUGCAUAUAUAUGUGUAUAUAUGUAUUUCACCUCCAUGCAAUAUUAAGGGUUUCCCCUCAAAGCUUUGUAUCCCAGGAUGAAUUCCUUGGGCAAAACAGUAAAGCUGCCAGCCUGGAGAGGGGUAUCAUCUAUUGAUGAGCUCUUCUGCUUGGAGCUUAGGUGGAGGUUGGGGAAUGGAAGGCCACUACCCUUGAAUAAUUACCUUUGAUAGGAACUUGGUUUAUAUUUCCUCCAGAAGACUCAAGAUGGCAAAGGUAGGAAGAAAGAAACUUGGGGGCUAGAUCACACCUGACCUCAAAAUCAGCUUACAGCUUUGGUGAUUCUUUUUGACAGCACAGGAUGAAAUCUCAUCCACAAAUGUGUUUAAUGUUUCUUGACUUCUUCUUUAACUCCCUUCCCACUCCAUCCCCUGUCCCAUGGAGAUGAGAACUUUACUUCAUUAUGCCUUGUCUGCCAGAGAGCAGGUGAGCAGAGUUUCUGUUGUAUUUCUCUGGAGGAGGUAGAAAAGGUUAUUUCUACUUGUUUAAGCUGCUAUUCUGGUUUCUGUAAUGGAAAGGAAUCAACAUGAAUGCUGUUUAUCCCACCUCUUGUGCCCCUGCUGUGCUUCUGUCUCAUUGACUCCCACUUGGAAUCAGUCCUGCCUGGUUUCUGUUAGCUGCUGGAGAGGGGGAUUGCCAAAAGCUUUUUGUUCUCCACUGCUACAAGGCUGUGACCAUAGGUGUGUGUCAUCAUCUUCCAGGCUUUUUCCCCCUCUCCCACCUGUGAGAUGGGUGAGAAAACGAGAUCACAGAAUUCCUGAGGCUGAAAAAGACCUCUGAGAUCAUCAAGUCCAACCCAUGAACUGACACCACCACAUCAGCCAGACCAUGGCACUAAGUGCCACAUCCAGCCUGUCCUUGGACACCUCCAGGGAUGGUGACUCUUCCCUGGGCAGUCCAUUCCAUGACUGCUACAAUGUGCCUGGACCUAGUUUAAAGUUAACAAGCAGAUCAUGAUUUUAUGUGCUCAGAAUAUCUUGAAAUUUUUGAACUAACUUAAGCUUAGGAGAAUGGGAUUUUUUUGUUGUUGUUGUUCUGAGGUGCAUCCUUCACGUUCUCUUCAUCUGUGCAUGACUUGGCAUCAGCACCUGUGUUACCUUUUGUGUAGCCAUUUAAGGCACCUUCCUGUCAAGAGAGCUGUUAAGUAGCAACUCUGACUUAAAAAUUAACCUCUGGGGCAUAUUUUCCUGAGAACAUCUUGACUCUGCUCUGAUUUGAAAGCAACUCCAACUAGAGAACUUACUUGGUGACUUGGCUUUUUAAAAAAAUAUUGACCCUAUGAACUGAUUUGUUUGAGUUGAAACCAUUUAUAAUCACAGUCCUUAAUUAUUUAUUUGCCUAUUCAAGUCUCUCUUCUUUAUUAGAACAUAAAGUACUCAAUUGUUGGAGUAUCCUUUCAGAAAAUUAGCUUCCUUUUUGAGGGAUCUCAAGCAAUUCUGCACCAGAAAAGAUAUAACUUACAAAGGGCUUUGUGGAGGGAGAGGCUGCAACUCAUCUUUCUUUUCCAAAACAGAAUAUUUUCUUGUUUAGGGGACGUCAACAAGAUCCUUCUUGUAUUUCAAGAAUGGACAUUGAGAUGUACCUAUUUUAUCUCUAGGUUUUCUUAAAAAAUUGAUCUGGAUUUCACCAGGGCCAAGAGUUGGUGUGUGAGAGGGGUAGAAGGCAAGUUGUGAUGCUGAGAGUGUAGAGCCAGGGCAGGGCUGGAGGGGAUGGCAGAACUUGGUGGUUUAGUUCCAGCAGUGAUAACACACCUUCAGCCAUCCUUAAAAUGUCUUAAUUGGAUAAGAUGUGGUUUUUAAAGGACAUCAGUCUGGCUGAUGAGUUGUUGCAGGCUCUUCUCUAGGCAGGCAUUGUGCCCCUACCAGACUGCAUUCCCCUCUUCAACAAAAAGAGUCCACUGUUUUCUUCAGCAAGGAGGCUCCUUAAGAAAAGAGGUUUCCAUGGAGACACUCACUUGACUUCAACGAUCUGGUUAGGGCUUGAGAAGAGGCUUGGGGGGUAAACACCACGACGACACAAAACCCCGUCAUUAUGUGAAGCAGCUGAGGUUGCUGCAGCAUUUUCUUUCCAACUUGCCUCUUUUCAGGGGCCUGGUUUUGAGAAACUACCAAAAAUGCUGCCUAGUCAGAAAGGUGAGGUGUGUAAGAGGCUGUUCCUUCUUAGCUGAGAUCUCUGUUAGUGUCCUAAUCCAGCUGUCCCUCCAAAUGCUGCAGGUCGGUGUAAGCAGGACACGUCUGCAGCAAAGUUCUGUGCAAGAGGGAACUGCAGUGGCCUGGCAGUGGGUACUUGCUUCCUUAAAGCCAACCAUCCUUGGCUGACAGUAAAAUUACCCCAAACCAAACCAAAGCUCAAGAACAGUAUUAAUUUGAACCUCAUUUCUAAUUAAGAGCUUGCAUAAUCCAUUUGUACAGUGGAUGGUGACACCUUCAGUUUUAAGGUGAAGUCUGAUUCUUCCUUCAUCUUUCCACCAAGACUUUUUAAUGCUUUCCUAUUUCAACAGUAACAGAGUCUGUAGAUAUAUUUUGGGGUUGGGAGCCCAGCUGGAUCAAGUGGGUGGAUAAAUGAUGCUCCAGGAACUUCCUGUGUCUGGUGGCAGCUGGGACAGUGUCCAAGGUGGGAUCGUGGAGAAGCAGCUGCCAACUGUGACAUGGACAAGCAAAUGGUGACAAAGUGGCAAUCCAGGCAGGAGCUGGAGAGAAACUUGCUGCCACAAUGGAUUCCUGCAGGGAAGUGCUGGGAAGAGCUACAGGGUAACAUGGAGUUUGUCCAUGGAUUAUUUAGUGAGCUGUAACUGGAAUUUAAUCUUGGUCUAAACUGCUGAUAUUGGUAGAAGUGCUGGAUAGGGGGUGGUUAGAAGGAUCUUUUUUUUUUGCUAUUUUGUCUCCUCAAUUUAUAAAAACACCAUUCCAGGAUCAUAUUCUAUCACUCACUGUGUUAUUUGGGCAGGUGUCUAUGGGAGUUGUGUGGAAAUUAGGGCUGAUAACAACCCUAUAAGUGCAAGUAUCUGGGAAGAUAGGAAAUCUGGGAAGAGAGGAAUCAGUCCUUCAUGGUCAACAUUGUGUUUCUCUUACUGGAAGUGGGAAUGCUUGCUUGUCUUAGAAUCAUGUGCCAGAUGAAUUUGAGCAGAAUGAUUGUUCUGAAGGAAAAGCACAAAACAUGAUAACAAAAGAAUGGAAGCAUCAUGAGCUAUAGUUCAAAGGAAGGAAAUCUGUUUCUUGUCUGGCUGGGUAAGACAUAGCCCAGCAUGUUCUUUUGAUGUAGAAAAAAGUGAAGGUUAAAGCUCCAAUUACACAACUGCUGAGGAAAUUCAGGGGGUGUUCCAGCAACCUGGUGCAUCUCAAGACAGCAACGUGUCUAGAGAAGAGCAGGAAGAAGCCUGGGAAAAGAAGAGGUGCUCGAAGUGGAGCCUGGAACAGCAAUAUGGAUUUGAGUCACAGUCCGUGCUGAGAAAGCUGGAGCUAACCCAGGAGGUUGACAAAAAUGACAAAACUUCAGCUGAAGAGGCGAAGUGGGAGCUGGAGUUGGAGGAGUUGGCCUUGAUGUGCCAAGGAACUGAAGAGAGAGGCCAGAUCCUGUGGGUAUGUGGAGCAGCAGAAGCAGGUUUAAGAGGUUUCUGUGGAUGGCAACCAGCUCCUUCCCUCUUGCCUUGCAGCAUCUUGUCACUGUCAGCUCUGCUUUGGCAUCGUGUCAGCAGCCACCAGGCUUUGGUCUCAUGUUUGGAAAGAAGACCUUUUGCACCUACUGGUUUCUGACUGCAGCUUUCACCUGCCAACAAAUGUCUUUGUGUCCUGUCCCACCUGGAAAUAAGGGGGCUGGGGUAGUUUUAAAUCCAGCUGGAUCAUGUGUUUCUCCUCCUGCUGCCUUGGCAUAACUCUCCUGUAGUGCUGGCUUUUGCUGAUGUGCAAGGUCAGCACAGCCAUUUUAAAACCAAAACUCAAAUAAAACCUGAAUCCUGAAUUAA
Apus apus (common swift) is the source of this 8021-nucleotide messenger RNA. It is a transcript of the gene PAK1, whose product is annotated as p21 (RAC1) activated kinase 1. The transcript is spliced from 17 exons. Gene Ontology annotation, cellular component: cytoplasm. Gene Ontology annotation, molecular function: ATP binding; protein serine/threonine kinase activity. NCBI's taxonomy places the organism in Eukaryota, Metazoa, Chordata, Aves, Apodiformes, Apodidae. The record is from RefSeq and is a predicted model, not a curated record. Bases 674 to 2308 code for a protein of 544 amino acids. Gene Ontology annotation, biological process: protein phosphorylation; regulation of MAPK cascade; intracellular signal transduction.